Messenger RNA from Girardinichthys multiradiatus, 1954 nucleotides. It is a transcript of the gene mbd3b, whose product is annotated as methyl-CpG binding domain protein 3b. The record is from RefSeq and is a predicted model, not a curated record. Bases 252 to 1076 code for a protein of 274 amino acids. The transcript has 7 exons. Gene Ontology annotation, molecular function: DNA binding. NCBI's taxonomy places the organism in Eukaryota, Metazoa, Chordata, Actinopteri, Cyprinodontiformes, Goodeidae.
UUUCCUUUGCGGAUGUAGCUCCGGCGGUGACACGCAUGUAGUGAUGGGGCCGGGAGCCGCAGCGGAGCGAUCUGCGCGGUAUGCUUUUAGCCGGGAGAUCCCAUUACACGGGCACACGCUUUAAAAUGGUCGAAACAAAAGCGUGAGAAGCUCCCGACCAGCCGUUCAGAUUGCAGCGACACGUUUUCCCAAAAUCCAACCUGGCUAUUUGCUGUAUCUUUUAGCGGAUUCACUGGCCAGCCGCGGGGGAUAUGGAGAAGAAAAGGUGGGAUUGCUCUGCUCUCCCCAAAGGCUGGAAAAUGGAAGAAGUGACCAGAAAGUCGGGUUUGUCAGCUGGGAAAAGCGAUGUCUAUUAUUUUAGUCCAUCUGGAAAGAAGUUUAGGAGCAAGCCUCAGCUGGCCCGUUACCUCGGUAACCAGAUGGACCUCAGCUCCUUUGAUUUUCGCACAGGGAAGAUGCUGAUGAGCAAGCUGAACAAGAACCGCCAGAGACUGCGAUACGACCACAACAACCAGAACAAGGGCAAACCUGACUUAAACACGUCGCUGCCAGUAAGGCAGACGGCCUCCAUUUUUAAGCAGCCUGUUACAAAGGUCACGAACCAUCCCAACAACAAAGUGAAGACGGAUCCUCAGAAAGCCGUUGAUCAGCCCCGACAGCUUUUUUGGGAGAAGAAACUCGGUGGUCUUAAUGCGUAUGACAUCGCAGAGGAGCUGGUGAAAACGAUGGAGCUGCCUAAAGGCCUGCAAGGUGUUGGCCCAGGCUGCACGGACAAAACUCUCCUGUCGGCUAUAGCGAGCGCUCUCCACACCAGCGCUGCGCCGAUCACGGGGCAGCUGUCUGCAGCUGUGGAGAAGAACCCCGGAGUGUGGCUGAACACAGCCCAGCCGCUGUGCAAGGCCUUUAUAGUCACAGACGAAGACAUCCGGAAACAGGAGGAGCUGGUGUACAGCGUCAGGAAGAGGCUGGAGGAGGCGCUCAUGGCUGACAUGCUGGCUCACGUGGAGGAGGCCGCCACCGAGGGAGAGCCCCUGAAGGAGGAGGGCAACGGCAGCGAAGACAUGGAGACCGUAUAGCACAGGUUAUUGUGAAGGCCGAAUGAACUCAAUCGACACCACUAACCAUGAGCGUUGACCUUAGGAUUUCCAUUCCUUUGCGGCCCUGAAGAACUGUCCCUCAGUGUCCUGCUUAGGCAUCCAGUCACUCCAGAACCCCGCCGGCAGCCCUUGUACCAUCCAUGAUUACCUCCAUUAAAUGGGACUCCAUGACUGUAUUUAUGAGCUCAGAUGAAUUUUAAUAAGUAAACAGACAACUAUGAAUGACUUAAAUAUAUUCGAUAUAAUUUACCUUACAAUGUGUCAAAAUGAGUGUGUAGUGGUAUGUGUAUUUUUAUUAAAAGAUGGUGGGUGGAUUUGUGUUUUGUUUGCGACAAUCAUGUCAAAUCCAAAUGUUUUAGGUCAGCAGACAGUCGAUGUGUUUGCCCCUUUUGUUUCGGGCACCUUUGAGGCGAUGCUUUUGUACUGCAUCUGUAAAGUGAGUGAACUGUCACAGUUCAUGUCAUUUUUUAUAUGUAAAUGUAUUGUGGAAGUCAUGUUGAGAGAGAGGGUGGGGGUGUUUUUUAAAAAGUGUAUUUUUCUUCGGCUUUCAGAGAGUAUGAUGGUUCGGUUUUGGUAAGUUUUGUUUCUCAUCACUGAUCUGGGUGCUUAGAAAUGUUCAACAGUGCUUUGUACAUUUUUGUUAUUUUUAGGUGUCUGUGUUGUCACACACGUGCUGCCUCCUUUAAAAAACCCGCGCACGAAACUGGUGACAGCAGGCCAGAUGGUUUUUAUCCAUCAUUUUCCAAGGAAAAUAUGUCGCAGCAUCCAGCUGAAACCAUCAAAUGACCCUCCCAACCUGAGCAGGCUGAUUGCUGAAAUAAAUGUUACUUAUUAAAAACUAUCAGUAUGUUACCAAA